CCUUCAUAUAGUACGAACACGAAGUUGGCUGCUGAGUGUCUUGAGUGUUUCAUUUCACAGGUCACAGCACAGAGGGAUUUCUUCAUAAAAGACAAAGCCGAUGUUUAGGAUUUAAAUUAGGUUUAGGACGAAAUCCACAGACUUGGAAACAACAAGAAGAAGAAAGACAGGAGGGAAGAGAUACCUGGGAUAGUCCUCAGUCUGGAUUGGCUCACCUGGUUCCAGAGAUGGCUUUAUCAUCGUUAACCUCAAGGCUGGAAAAAGCUCAGACGCACAUGGCUGUGAUGAUGUGGGUGAUGGCUCUCACUGUGCUCCUGCAGGGCUGCUGCCUGUGCAGUCGUGGACAAACUGGCACAGGAUGCAUGAAGUGGACCGUGGAUGGAGAGAACGUUUGCUGUGAUGCUUGUUAUCCAGGAAACCGCCUCAUUAAAGCCUGUGGUCCCAACGCAAAAGAUCUCUGCAAGCCCUGCGAGCCCGGGACCUAUACAACCAACCAUUUGAACAACAUCUGUCCCACGUGUACACAAUGUGUAGGUGCCCAGGUCCUGGUGAAGGAGUGCACAGCUACAACAGACACCAAGUGUGGCUGUGAAGAAGGACUCACCUGUGGCAACAUUGACUGUUCCUUCUGUGUGAGGAAGUGUUACAAGGGCUACGAACCUACAGAGGAUCGUUCUUGCCGACCGUGUCCAGAAGGAACCUUCAAUGACAAAACUAAUGAGAAGUGUAAACCCUGGAAAACCAAGUGUCAACACCCAGGUGAACACAUUGUGGCCAAGGGAGAUGCAACAAAAGACAUUCAAUGUGCUAACAGUACAGUUAGUCUAGUGCAUAAUAAACCCCCAACUGCUACGACAGAACCCUUCUGGCCUUAUCUGGUUGUGUUUGUGCUGAUCAGCCUGGCACUGGUCGCCUUCAGCAUCAGCAGCUUCAUUGUGGUCUUGAAAAAACAGAAAAGACAGAAGACAAAAAAGGCGCCCACAGACCUGCCGAUCAUCAGAACCCCGACAGAUGAUCCUAGACCAUUAAUAGCAAUGGAGUGCAGUUUUCAUGAAGCUCAGCAAGAACAAGGCGGCAGCUCAGAGUCAGUGGACUCCAAGGACUCCUCACAUCAGCUCAUUGCAUGAACAAAGAGCAGGCAAGAAAAGCCUCACUGCAACAUGUUGUAAUGGAACCAUGGAUAAGACUGUGUCCUCUCUGUGACACUGAGCCUGAUGUCUUUUAACAAAAGCCCUUUGUCCUAAGAUAAUGUUACGGGCAACAUUGUUGCUCUGUGAUUACGCCAAGAUGCAAUUUUAGUAAGCAGGAAACAUACACAUGGGAGGGGAGGGGAAUUCUGAAAGGGACCAAAACAAAGUGGGACUCACAAGAGUCUAUUCGUCAUGUAAAUGAUGUUGUUCCCCCUAUUCAAAUGAGCUUUAGAGAAGAGUAGUCUGAAAAUAGCAAUGGAAGUUUCAAAUCAUCACAGUUUGACAUUAGAUAACAAUAGCACAUUCAUUCCCAGAGCAGGCUGGGUACAGAGGUACAUCCUGGACAAGGCCGCCAGUCCAUCGCAGGGCAAACGUACAGAGAUGAACAUUCACUCACACGU
Messenger RNA from Solea senegalensis (Senegalese sole), 1591 nucleotides. It is a transcript of the gene tnfrsf9a, whose product is annotated as tumor necrosis factor receptor superfamily, member 9a. Gene Ontology annotation, cellular component: external side of plasma membrane. The transcript has 7 exons. The record is from RefSeq and is a predicted model, not a curated record. The coding region runs from base 228 to 1127 and encodes 299 amino acids. Gene Ontology annotation, molecular function: cytokine binding; signaling receptor activity. Gene Ontology annotation, biological process: regulation of cell population proliferation. Lineage: Eukaryota; Metazoa; Chordata; Actinopteri; Pleuronectiformes; Soleidae.